UUUAUUUUGUAUUUGCUCGAUGAAGUUGACUGAACCUGUGGCAGCUCGCGCUAAACUGCGGGUCAAAGGAAGCAGUUCAGUUUAUCGUCACCGAGCAGAGCCGCGGCGCGCGCAGUGUCGAGAGGCGGUCACGUGUUUUCCGCGCCUAAAUACAGUACGAGCACUUGGAACGUGUCCGCUCUGCUCAUUUGUACACAAUCCUACCUGUUGGGGUCAACUGUCCAAUCGUGGCCCUUCAAGCACGCGGGCACAAAGGGUCGCGCGCCCGCUCUGCCGGGAUUCGAUCCCACAGCCCCUUUCCGGUCACUGAGGUUAGAUUAGUGGAUUUCGGAUUUGGACAAGGUGUUAAGUACUUAUUUAAGGCAUCUUAACGUUUUAGUGGGACAGACAGUAGGUUUUAGAAAUACUAUGUUCGUUGGUAUCAGUGAGUCCCUAAGGGUGUCAUUUUUAUACAGUAAGUAUAUUUAACAGGAGUGUCACAGUUUUUGAGGGAAAAAACACAAAAUUCCCCAGGUUACGUCUUUAAUGCCUCAGUUGAAGAACCGUGUUUUAAUCUGUAAAGGUGUGGCAGUUGCUGUUUCACACCGUGAAUCACAGGUGGUAUUAUGUAUUUUUUCCUUAAUGUAAACAAAAGCCUAAAAUUAACUCUGUGCGUGUGUGUAUUUUCUUUCUUCAUUUCACGCACUGUCCCCCUCUCCGCCGAAGUUACUUUCUUCCGUUUUCCAUGUCAUUUCCUGUAAUAAAAAGAUGGUGGUCAAAGACGAGAGAAGCGACCGACUCGCUGCAAAUUAUUUCACAUAAAAAAAAAAAGAAAAAAGGGGAAAAAAAAAAAACUUUGCGUCGCCCCGGACCACCGAGACGAGAGUGCGCGUGCCAAGCGCGGUGCGGGCGCGCGGGUGCUGCCGCGAGGCGGACGGAUCGCACGCGGGGGUCGCGAGCCGAUCCGAUCCGAGCCGAGCCGGACCAGGCCGCCGACGGGCCGCGGAUCCCGGGGAAGGAGCUACGCAGGUUUCGCCCAUUUCACGGAGAGGAAUGAAGCAGUGCCAGUAACAUGCUGUGUGUUCGCAGCCCCAACAUGUCUGAGUGAGACGGGGGCUGCAGGACACCCCUCUCCUCGUUGCCUGCAUUAUGGCGGAGUUCGCCACCUCCCCGAAAGACCCGGCGCCUGAACGAGCGUCCAACUGCAGCCGCAGCCAAAAGCAGGACACGGAGCUCUACGAGUCCGAAGAACCAAACAAGAAGCUGAAGGUGGAGCAUUCGCUGUGUGGCACCGAAAGCCACCCAAAAGUGGAUUUCUGGUUUUGCGAAGAGUGCAAGGAGUACUUCAUAGAAGAAUGCCCCAGCCAUGGCCCCCCAGUCUUUGUGCCGGACACCCCUGUGGAUCGGGGCGUCCCGAACCGCGCUGCACUCACUGCCCCUUCUGGGGUCGAGGUCAUCCAGGAGGGCGAUGAGGUGGACGUAUGCUGUGUGGACAAGGACAUCCCCAAGGGGGCGCUCUUCGGCCCCUACCAGGGAGAAGUGGUUUCCCAGGACCGGUCGUCGGGGUUCUUCUCCUGGAUGAUUGUCGAUGAGAACAACGUGUACAAAUCUAUUGACGGCAGCGAUGAGACUAGAGCCAACUGGAUGAGGUACGUGCGGAUGUCGGCCGAGGACGGCGAGCGCAACCUGACGGCCUUCCAGCACGGUGAGCACAUCUACUUCCGGGUGCGGCGCCACCUGCUGGUGGGAGAGAAGCUGCGCGUAUGGUACAGUGACGACUACAUGGCUCGCCUGCACAGUGUGUCGCGGGACAGCAUUGACCGCAACCUGGCCUCAGCUGGGGCGACUGUGAAGAAAACCGAGGACUUGACUCAAAAGGAACCUAAAGGGCCGGUGCUCAGAUCAGCGCUACACGGCCGGCGGAGCCUCUGCAAGCAACUCACUGAGGAGGGAGAUGGCCAGGUGCAGGCAAAGAAGAAGAAGAUCGACCUUAUUUUUAAAGAUGUCCUUGAAGCCUCCUUGGAAGCUUCCAAAAGUGUAGACAAUACUCUGAACAGCACCUUGUCCCUCAGGCGAACCAGGGGCCAGAGAGUCACGCAGCUCUUCAAUCAUCCCAAAUCUUCCGCAUCCCAGAAGUCUUUAGUCUCCCAUAGCGAGCAAGAGCGUAAGCCGCUUAGCCUCAUACUUGGCCCCACCCCUGGCUCUGUCUCCUCCGAAAUCUUGGCGGGAGAUGUAGGCGUGAGCUGCGUGAAGGCGGAGGGCCAGGAAGAUGGCCCCGCCCCGACCUGUGAGAGCCCCUCAACCUCUUUUUGCCCAAACUGCGUGAAGCUAAAGAAGAGGAUCAAAGAGCUGGAGGCGGAGCUGGACCGCUUGAGGGCGGGUCCACAGGCGGAGUCUGUGAGCCAGGCCCCUCCUCAGCCUGAGCCAACUCCACCUGAAGAGCUCAAAGUGACUGAAGCUAUGACUGCCAUCCCUGUAGUGCUAGACGAAGAUGACCAGGACAUGGACUCUGCUGAUGAGUCCAUUGCGGCUGACCUCAUGGCCACCACCGAUGAGUCCUCCAAAUUGCUGGCUGGGCCGGGUCGACGUAUUCGCCGCUUCAAGCAGGAGUGGCUGAAGAAGUUCUGGUUCCUGCGCUACUCACCCACGCUGAAUGAAAUGUGGUGCCAUGUUUGCCGUCAAUACACCGUCCAGUCCUCCCGCACAUCUGCCUUCAUCAUUGGCUCCAAGCAGUUCAAGAUCCACACCAUUAAGCUGCACAGUCAGAGCAAUCUGCACAAGAAAUGCCUGCAGCUCUACAAGCUUCGCAUGCACCCGGAAAAGACGGAGGAGAUGUGCCGUAACAUGACCCUGCUCUUCAACGCCGCCUACCACUUGGCUGUGGAGGGCCGGCCUUUCUCUGACCUACGGCCCCUGGCUGAACUGCUGAAGAAAUGCGAGCUCAAGGUCGUGGACCAGUACAUAAAUGAGGGCGACUGUCAGAUCCUUAUCCACCACAUCGCCCGGGCUCUGAAGGAGGAUCUGGCAGAAAAAAUCCGCCUCUCCCCCUUUCUUAGUGUCAUCAUGGAUGGUCAGAAUGAUGAUCUGCUGACAGACACAGUCGCUAUUUACGUACAGUUCACCACAAGCGAAGGGCCCCCCGCUACAGAAUUCCUCUCUGUCCAGGGUCUCAGCUGCGCCACUGCAGAUGGGUACCUCCAGGCCAUUGACCGGGCAUUUGGGGUCCUGGGCCUGAGGCUACAGGAUGUCCUGAUCAUCGGCUUUGGUGUAGACGGGUCAAAUGUUUCUUCUGGCAUGAGAGCAAACAUCUAUAUCUCCAUGAGGAGAACUUUCCCUUGGGUACUUUGUCUGCCGGUCAUGAUCCAUCGGCCACACUUGGAGGUGCUAGAUGCCAUCAGUGGGAAAGAGCUCUCAUGCUUGGAGGACUUGGAGAACAACCUGAAGCAGCUGCUUAGCUUCUAUCGAUAUUCCCCCCGCAUGAUGUCUGAGCUUCGGGCAACCGCUCCAACUCUCUCAGAAGAGGCAGAGUUUCUCGGUGACAUACGGGCCAUCCGCUGGAUCAUCGGGGAGCCCAAUGUUUUAAAUGCCCUAAUCAAGGACUAUCUUGAGGUGUUGGCCCACUUGAAGGAGAUCAGCAGUCAGACUCAGAGAGCUGAUGCAGCAGCUAUUGCCUUGGCCCUCUUGCAAUUCCUCAUGGACUACCAGUCAGUCAAACUUAUCUACUUCCUCUUGGACAUCAUAGCUGUCCUCUCCCGCCUUGCAUUCGUUUUCCAAGGAGAGUACCUCCUAGUGUCCCAGGUGGAUGCAAAGAUCGAAGAAGCCAUUAAGGAGAUCGGGAGGCUGGUGGAUUCCCCGGGGGAGUACUUGCAGGAGUUUGAGGAGAACUUUCGGGAGAGCUUCAACGGCGUAGAUCUGAAAAACCUGCGAGUGGCCGAGUCCAAGUUUCAGUCUAUCCGGGAGAAGAUUUGUCAGAAGUGCCAGUCCAUCCUUGUUCAGCGUUUUGAUGCACAUAGCCGCACGGUGGUCAAGGCCUGCCGGGUUCUAGACUUGGCCACCUGGCCGCGCAACAGGGACGAGCUUAGGGCCUAUGGAGAAGAAGAGAUCUUGCUCAUCUUUGACCACCUGGAGGCUGUCCCUUUAGUGGGUCGCGAGGGCUCCCGCGACAGGGCGGAUGAAAGGGGCAGCCUGGUGGUUGAGUGGAGGGAUCUCAAGGCAGAUUAUUAUAGCAUGAAUGGCUUCAAAGAGGUGGCUGGCCACAUCUGCAGGUACAAGCAGCGCUUCCCCCUCCUGAACCGAAUAAUGCAGAUUGUGAGGGUUCUGCCCACCUCCGCAGCUUGCUGUGACAAGGGGAGGGCAUCUCUGCACAAGGUGCGCAGGAACAACCGCUCACGCCUCACCCUGGACCAGGUGAAUGACCUGCUGACUCUGGCUGUCAAUGGGCCACCCAUCACCAGCUUUGACAGCAAGCGGCCGCUGGACAGCUGGUUCGAAGAGAAGUCCGGGAACAGUUACCCCGUGUCCACGGAAGUGCUGAACAGGAUGCCGGGGGCCGAUCAGAAAUCGGUCGUACAUGGCAUGGACCUGAACAGCGAGUUUUAUGCAGACGUAUGACUGGUAGCAUCGGCUUUAGCCGACGUGGUCCAAAAAGGCCAUCUUGGAGGAGAGUCAUGUGAUCAGUUGACGGUUUGUUGCUGCUAAGAUGUAAUGAUUCAGUCAUUUCAGUUUUUUUUUUUUUUUUUUUUUUUUUGAGAACUGGGUAGUACAUUUGUGUCUUCGUGUGUAGUAUCUGCAGAAGGUAUGCUGAGACACGAUCAGCUUUGCUUUCAUAUACGCCGUCAUAUUUUUAGGCUGCGAGAACAUAAACACGGCUUGACAAAAGGCAACGAAAUCCAUUUAAGUGUGGAAAAUAGAAUAGUGGAGAGUAUUUUUAACUGCAGCAUUCUGAGCGGUUUUUCAAAGUUUGAGAUUUUUGUAUCAAGAGAUUGUAUUUUCAGUUAUAAGAUGUACCCUUUAUAGGAUCGCAUACUUUAUAGGAUUACAUGUUCUUAGAUUGUUGGUAGUUAAGGCAGAUUGUGAAUGCCAAAGUGAAGCUAAGCUAAUGGAGUCAGGUGGAGGGAAAUGGGCCUUUCUUAAGAACUAUCAAGCCUCCAGCAAUAUGAUAGCAAUGCAUUGCAGUAACUUUGCUGACCACUAAAUGUAAAUGAUUUCUUAGAAAAAAAAACAAGGCACAGAUCCUACCUAUAAAAAGUGUGCGGUCAGAAAAAGAGAAAAAAACAGACUUCGCUCUGAUUUUUUCAGUGCACACCACUUUUUUUGGCUGCAUGUGCUCAUUUCCCUGGUCAGUGCCAAGGGUGGUGAAAGUAACCACUAAAAACAUUUGCUUUAGGGUUACGUGGAUUGAACCCUCCCGUUAUUUCUCAUAAAAUGAGAAAAGAUUGUAGUUCACUUAGAAAUACCGCCGUCUUUGCACCUACCAAUCAGGGCCGACUUCCUGUUAAUAAUUGUUACUUCUGUAACGAAACAUACGGCUUUAAGGUAAAAUAACCCGACGAAUGUCUGCAGGGGUUUCCGCAGCUAUGCCUGGAAUAUCGUUGUUCCCACUUGCAUAUUUUGUUUGUUUUUUGCCAGUACAUUGAUGUUUGUCAAGCCAUAUGGGGUUGUGCCAUAACGCAUUUUGCCAUUUAUGAAUGUUCAGUCUAUGUGUGAAUAUUGAUCCAUAAGCAAGCUGUUAUUAUUUAGGUAUACUGUACAUUCGACUUACUCAUAGUUUACUUCAGUCAUUUUUAUAUGCGUAUUUUUACCACACUGUUGUCGUUAUUUUGGCUUCCCAAGUGUACUAUAAGCUCUUUCCUGGGAAUGUUUCAUUUUCUUAAGUUUAAAAAAGUUCAUACGUUUUGUGGCCGCUGUACAAAGCCCUCGUACUCUUGAAGGUUGACAGUCGGCGAUCACGGCCAUAUCGUCAAGGAUUUCUUUCAGCACUCUUGUUCUCAGGGUUUCUCAUCCCUGUGAUCAGCUUAGUUUACUGUCUUCACAGCUUCACUGAAGUUAAAUUAUUCUGUAGCCUUGCAUCUCUGCAAUAUUUGUGCAAUAUCAGAUCUGAUGUCAUCAAAGACUUGAUUUCUGGCUAAGGAUGGAUAGCGUUCAUUCCUAUAAAUCCACCGUGGGUGCUAAAAAAAUGAGUAUUUGCAAAUGUUCACUUUGUUAUGAAGAUGACUAUUGCUUGCAUUUUAAUUUCCGUUCCUUCCUUUUUGCGUAGUCUAUAUGGUCAUGGACUUUAAAAGUGACCCAGAAUGCCUCCGCAUUCAUUUCUUGCAUGGCUGCUACAGUAGUCGGAACUUAUGCCACACGCCUGUUUCCGCUUUCAGAGGUGCCUCGAAACGGGAGCGCGUCAGUGCUGGAGCGAUUUUCUCUUACGUUGCUCAGCGUAUGAAUUGUGAGAAAAGAUCGAACUACGGAAAUGCACUUGGAAGUAGACAAUGAUGCAGUACAAUUGCCAGGGCAGAGAACAGGGUCGAGCAGCUCGGUUCUUGAGUACUGCAGGUUUAUGCCCCAGCUGAGCUCUUAACUGCUCGGCCUUCUAAUCACAACUGAACGGAUUCUAUGAUUCAGAUCACAUUUCACUGGAUCUGCUUGUUGAGAACUUGUACUCGUGUAGCGGCAUUUGGGGAGAAAAAAAAAUCCAAAUUUUCGAAAACCAUUACUUGUGCAACCUGUGCUUAAAAAUGUGUUUGCAUUAUUUGCUCCCCUGAGUGUUUUAUAGAUUUCUUCCUCCUUUCGUGGGCCAAUAAUAAUUUAGAUGUUUUGAAUUAGCUGAAACAAAUGAUUGCUUUAAGGGACAAACAUGUGGAAAUACACUGGCUCCUUGUGCUACAAAUAGUCGCUUUGUGAACUUUGGAAGAUCUGAGCAUUUUCCACUUUAUUUGCUUUCGCGAGCAAUGACUGCACUUGGUUCCUGAAAUUUCAAGUUUGCUUCGGAGCGAAUGUGACCUUGCUUUACACACUGAGCCGACAGAUGGAAGUGAAGAGAACCCGAACAAAACAACAAGUGCGUGACCACUUUCUUUGCACUCAGCUCCACAGCGUUUACAGCUUGUGUCUGGAGUUCAUGAGUGUUGGCGAUCAAUAAGAAGCUGUUGAAUGUUGCACAUGUUUAAGAUAAACUCAGUCAGAGCGGCACUGAGUAGGAGCUUCUGGAGACGGUGUUAUUUUAACUCAAUGUGAUUUUCACACACACACACACACACACACACACACACCGUCUGAAACCGCUGGUCCCAUACAGGGU
Messenger RNA from Scleropages formosus (Asian bonytongue), 7264 nucleotides. It is a transcript of the gene prdm11, whose product is annotated as PR domain containing 11. The transcript has 8 exons. Gene Ontology annotation, molecular function: protein binding. The record is from RefSeq and is a predicted model, not a curated record. Lineage: Eukaryota; Metazoa; Chordata; Actinopteri; Osteoglossiformes; Osteoglossidae. Bases 1129 to 4590 code for a protein of 1153 amino acids.